Molecule: messenger RNA, 1956 nt
Organism: Chrysemys picta bellii (western painted turtle)
Lineage: Eukaryota; Metazoa; Chordata; Testudines; Emydidae
Source: RefSeq, a predicted model, not a curated record
AUGAUCCCUGAGAAGAUGCGGCAGCUGCUGCCGGAGGUGGAGCUGGAUCCCAGCGUUAUCUCCGUCGUGCUCUGCAGCUCCACCGUGGCCUUCCUGGUGCUCAAGUGGAUGGUGAAGAAGCUGGUGCAGCAGAGGAUGCGGGAGGCCAGGAGGAACCGAGUUCGCGCCCUGGGACAGAUGGAAGAAGCUGUCCAGCAGUUCAAACAAGAGAACCCGGAGGUACAGGCCAAUCUCAUCCUCUCUCUGCCGCUUGUUGAGCUGGUCAAGAAACAGAAGGAAGGUUCCCUGUCACCAGAGAGCGUCCUCUACACGUACAUGGACAAGGCCUUAGAAGUGAACCGGGACGUGAACUGUGUGACGGAUUUUAUUCAGGAGUGUGUGCACCUGCUCCAGGAAGUGAGGACACAAAAAGAGAAAGGGUUGUUGUAUGGAGUUCCCGUCAGUAUCAAGGAUCCCAUUGGAUACGAGGGUCAUGUCUCCACCUGUGGCUUGGGACAGUACCUCGGCUACCCGGAGCAAGAGGACAGCGUCUUAGUGAAGGUGCUGAAGAAGCAGGGGGCCAUUCCGUUUGUGAAAACCAACAUCUCCCAGUGCUUGAUCAACUACGACUGCAGCAACUUGAUCUUCGGCCAGACGGUGAAUCCGCUGAACCACCAGAAAAGCCCCGGCGGCUCCUCCGGAGGGGAGGGGGCGCUGAUCGCCGGAGGAGGGUCCGUCCUGGGCUUUGGGACAGAUAUAGGUGGGAGCAUCCGCCUGCCGUCCAGCUUCUGCGGGUUGUGCGGGCUCAAGCCGACGGGCAACAGGCUAAGCUCCCUGGGGCUUAAUUCCGCCCUGCAGGGUAUGAGAAGUGCUGUGUGAAUGGUCGGGCCAAUGGCGAGGGACGUGGAUAGCCUGGCUCUCUGCAUGAGAGCGCUCCUGUGUGACGACAUGUUCUACCUGGACCCCACCGUGCCACCCCUGCCCUUCAACGAGGAGGUGUACUCCAGUUCCACUCCCCUUCGGAUCGGGUACUACGACACAGACGGCUAUUUCCUGCUACCUCCCUGCAUGAGACGGGCUGUGCAUGAAACCAGGACGUUGUUGCAGGAGGCUGGACACAUGCUGAUCCCGUUCAUCCCCCCGCGGAUCGACUACGUCAUGAACGAGCUCUUCAUGAAGGGCCUCUUUGCCGAUGGCGGCGCUGCUUUACUUGAGAAAUUUGAACUGGACACUGUGGAUCCCAACUCCUGCUCCCAGAUCAAUUGCUACAGACUCCCCUUUCUCCUGAAGAAGAUUCUGGCUUUCCUCACCAAACCGCUGUUCCCUCGAUUCUCCAGUUAUUUGAAUGCACUGUGUGGAGUGUGGUCGCCGAAAGAAUUCUCGGAGCUGCAUGCUGCAUUGAUGAUAUACCGACGGGAAUUCCUCUCCAGAUGGAGAAACCUGGAUCUGGAUGUCAUCCUGUGUCCUGUGUUAGGCCCUGCCUUCACCCUGGGGUAUCCUGGGAGACUCAUUGCUGCUGUUUCCUCUACCAUGUUGUACAACGUCUUAAACUUCCCCGCGGGGGUUGUGCCGGUCACCACCGUUACGGAGGCUGAUGAGGAAAAUCUGAAGCAUUACACAGGGCACUACGGUGACCCCUGGGAUAGGAGACUGAGGCAGGCUGUGGAAGGAGCCGUGGGGCUGCCCGUGGCGGUGCAGUGCGUGGCUCUGCCGUGGCAGGAGGAGCUGUGCCUUCGGUUCAUGAAGGAGGUGGAGAGACUGGCCCAGGGGCAGAAAAAGCAAACUGAGGAUAACUUGCAGAAUGAUGUGCAUACAAAGGGACAAAGAAUCAAGCAUUAUUUCUCUGGAGCUGCUUGGGAGAACUUCUUCACCGAGGGGGUGACGCUGCUCAAAAGGCCCCCGUCUAAUGCCCAGCCCGUGGCCUCAAUUGCUGCCCCUUCCUCAGAUCCGGAGCAGGGCCUGAUUCUGCGCCGAUGA